Molecule: messenger RNA, 719 nt
Organism: Nicrophorus vespilloides
Lineage: Eukaryota; Metazoa; Arthropoda; Insecta; Coleoptera; Silphidae
Product: poly [ADP-ribose] polymerase 12-like
Exons: 1
Coding region: 92-712 (206 amino acids)
Molecular function (GO): NAD+ poly-ADP-ribosyltransferase activity
Source: RefSeq, a predicted model, not a curated record
AGCCACACCCAACCAGUACACAGCGUACUAGUCUCUGAACAAUUUGUGCUUAACUAAAUUGUGUUUUGUGUAAUACUAUAAGUGCUCAGCAAUGGAGGUGAAAAGAAAUAAAGAUGCAAUUAAUCAUAUCCAAGUUGCAUUGGGCUAUGAAGGUUCAUUAAGUACGGAUGAAGAAGUGCACUCAUUAACUAAAUUAGAUGAAUCUGACACUGAAUACCAGUCAAUUGCAACAAGAAUAAGAUUAGUUAAGCCUACUAUUGGCGAUGUUGUUGUGACGUCGAUAGAGAAGGUCUUCAAUCCCUAUACGCUUGCACUUUACAACUUGAAGAAAUCCGAAAUGGAUGGAUUCGAAUGCGAACUGUGGCACGGAACCAAGGAAUCCAAUGUCGAUCUAAUUUGCAAGAACAAUUUGAACUACAGAUUAGUGAGACAGUACAAGUUCGGCAAAGGCGUCUCGUUCUCAAAAUAUUUUUCGUACGCGUUCCACUACAGCGUUUCAAAUAGACCAAUGUUCAAUAUGGAAUAUUGCGUAUUCCUCUGCAAAGUUAUAAAGAAUAGAUGUCAUAUUGGUAGACAAGGAUUAAUAUAUCCAAUUAUUGGAUACGAUUCGACGAUGAAAUCCGAUGAAGAUGUGAUUGUCAAGUACGAUGAUGACACUUUCUACCCGAUGUACAAAAUAGGCUUCACCAUAAAGCGUAGGAAUUGUCCAUGAGAUAAUU